Molecule: messenger RNA, 6011 nt
Organism: Carassius auratus (goldfish)
Lineage: Eukaryota; Metazoa; Chordata; Actinopteri; Cypriniformes; Cyprinidae
Gene: tmc1
Product: transmembrane channel-like 1
Exons: 20
Coding region: 886-3786 (966 amino acids)
Biological process (GO): detection of mechanical stimulus involved in sensory perception of sound; vestibular reflex
Cellular component (GO): plasma membrane
Molecular function (GO): mechanosensitive monoatomic ion channel activity
Source: RefSeq, a predicted model, not a curated record
AUCCUAUUCCUAUUAUGAAAUAUUGUUGGGAUCAUUUAGAACCAUAAUGACAAAGAUUAAUUAGAUUCAGUUACCUAUAAAUACAAUAGCAUAUCAAGAUCUAUUUAUACAACCUAGAAUCUUCUCUUUUUCUCCUUUUCCAUACAUCUAAUAUCUCUAUUUCUAUACUUCUAACACUCUUUGGAGCACCAUCCCACAGGAAGCCUCAGGCAUAUUUGAGUAAAAUCUAUCUUCUUAUUAAUUUCUCCGGAGACACUUUCAGACUUUCUGUUUUAAGUCUUUAUUGUAUGGCAGCUUUUGCUCUAAUGUGCCAGUUACUCUACACUGUUUGCUCUCUAUUAGUUUUGCAUGCCACUUUGUAUUUUAUCUAUGUAUUCUUUUACAGUCUUAAUAUCUAAAAUCUUAUUUUCUACAUCUUAAUCCUGUACUUUUACAAUGAUUGCACCAUUUCCAGCAAAUUGAAGCACUAUUAAGACUAACUUUUGCACUGGAGGUGAAAGUACAGCUCACAAUGACCCUGGUUACCCUGCGGCACUAAUCGUCUAUUAUAUCCCUCUUUGCACUUUCUAUAGUCAGUCAUUAGACCAUCAUCCUCUAUUUUGGCUUGGAACUGUGUGCCCCCCUUUCUUUUAGAAAAAAAGAGUCAUAAUUCUGUUGAAUAAUUCAAAGGGGUGAAAUCGAGAGGCUCUAGAGUUUCGACAGGUUAUUGUUCCUGGGCAAGGUCGCUGAAGGCUAGUAAAAGUGAACUCUUCGUGCAGGGUUCUGUUCAGUCAGGGCAUGGUCCACUGCUACAACAUCAUCGCACACACACACUCGUGUAUGCAUGGACACACACAUGAGGUCAACCAUACUGUAUGCACAGAGUGAAGGCCACUCGGGAGGAGGAUGCCACGCCAUAAACUCAUCGCAUCUGAAAGUGACGUGAGCAUUGAGGUGGAUGAAGGGAAGGAUAAUGAAUUCAGCCUUUACUACGUGGAAGUUGAGGAAAACUCUAAGGGAGGUCAGGAUAAGCAGGCGACGCGAGAUGGCAAACGGAGAAGAGAGAGAAAUGGUGAAGUUAGCAGGAGAAGAGCUUCAGAGAAGAGAUCAACUGAGAUGGGUAAUAAAAGAGCAGAAAAGAAACAUGAGAAACACCACAAAACAACAAGGAAAGAGGGCGAGAAACACAGAAAAAGGCCAAGAAGGAGUGCAGAUGAACAGGAGGCUGAGAAUGAAUCCAGCAAAGAGAAAAAGAAUAUUAAAAAUGAAAGAACCAAGACAAUAAAACUGGAAGAUGAGCAGGAAAAAGAUGUGAAGAAAAAGAGAAAGAAGCACGUUAAAAAUGAGGAGGACGAUGCAAAUCCUGGAAAGACAAAACAGAAAGAUUGUCAGGAGGUUGCCUUGAAAGAAAAGAAAAAGAAAAGGAAGAAGCCAGAGACUACCUCAGAAUCUGAGUCACAAUCUGAAUCGAACUCUGAGUCUGAGUCAAAAGACAAUCCGGCGGUGGGAGUUUUGGGGUCUCUGACCCCCGAGGAGCUGGAAAAGUUAAAAGAAGCGGUGGAUGAAAGGAAAAAGCUGAUCACCACACUGAAAGGAAAACCCUGGCCCAUGAAGAAAAAACUAGUUAUCCUUCGGGAGUCACAAGAGUUUGUGGAGAAGUAUGAAGGGGCUUUGGGAAAAGGCAAAGGCAGGAAACUAUACGCCUACAAGGUCCUGAUGAUGAAGAAAUGGAUGAAGUUUCAACGUGAUCUUGAGAACUUCAAGACUGCCUGCAUCCCGUGGGAGAUGAAGAUAAAGGAAAUAGAAAGUCAUUUUGGUUCAUCAGUUGCCUCUUACUUUAUAUUUCUGAGGUGGAUGUAUGGCAUCAAUAUGAUUUUAUUUGGACUGACAUUUGGGUUAGUAAUGGUUCCAGAGGCUCUCAUGGGAAAACCGUAUGGUAGCAUGCCCAGGAAGACAGUGCCCAGGGUGGAAGAGGCCAGUGCUAUGAAUUUUGCAGUCUUAUGGGAUUUUGGGGGCUAUGCUAAGUACUCAGUCCUCUUCUAUGGCUACUACAAUAACCAGCGGGCCAUCGGGUGGCUCAAAUUCCGCAUGCCCCUGUCCUACUUCUUGGUGGGAGUGGGUACAGUGGCGUAUAGCUACAUGGUGGUAAUCAGGACUAUGGCCCGCAAUGCCAAUGAAGAAGGAGGGGGAGAUGACACCAGUUUUAAUUUCAGUUGGAAGACAUUUACUAGUUGGGAUUACCUCAUUGGAAAUCCUGAGACCGCAGACAACAAGUUCGCUUCCAUCACCACUAGUUUUAAGGAGGCCAUUGUGGAGGAGCAAGAGAGCAGAAAAGAUGACAACAUCCACCUGACGAGGUUCCUUCGAGUGCUGGCCAACUUCCUGGUGCUCUGCUGUCUGGCAGGGAGUGGGUACUUGAUCUACUUUGUAGUACGCAGGUCUCAGAAGUUUGCUCUGGAGGGACUGGAGAACUACGGCUGGUGGGAGAGGAAUGAGGUGAACAUGGUGAUGUCUCUGUUGGGGAUGUUCUGUCCGAUGCUGUUCGACGUGAUCAGUACUUUAGAAAACUAUCAUCCACGCAUUGCCCUCCAGUGGCAGCUGGGACGCAUUUUUGCCCUUUUCCUGGGGAACCUCUACACGUUCAUCAUCGCUCUCAUGGAUGCCAUCCAGCUAAAGAGGGCUGAAGAGGAGAUCGUGAAGAAGAAUAUGACAAUUUGGCAAGCUAACCUGUACAACGGGACUGUGCCAGACAACUCAACUGCUCUUCCGAUCACAGUGCACCCUGCUGAUGUUCCCAGAGGGCCUUGCUGGGAGACAAUGGUUGGACAGGAGUUUGUUCGUCUCAUUAUUUCUGAUACAAUGACGACUUACAUCACUCUGCUAAUUGGGGAUUUCUUCCGUGCCGUACUGGUGCGAUUCCUAAACAACUGCUGGUGCUGGGAUCUGGAGUAUGGCUUUCCGUCCUAUUCAGAGUUUGACGUCAGUGGGAAUGUUCUGGGGCUGAUCUUCAACCAGGGAAUGAUCUGGAUGGGGGCAUUCUACGCUCCAUGUCUUCCAGCAUUAAAUCUUCUCCGGCUUCACGUGUCCAUGUACCUGCAGUGUUGGGCCGUGAUGUGUUGUAAUGUGCCUCAGGAACGGGUCUUCAAAGCUUCAGGCUCCAGUAACUUCUACAUGGCCAUGCUGCUGGUCAUCCUCUUCCUCUCUACACUGCCGGCUAUAUACACCAUUGUCUCCAUUCCUCCCUCCUUUGACUGUGGACCUUUCAGUGGGAAAAACCGGAUGUUUGACGUGAUUCAGGAGACCCUGGAGACAGACUUUCCUGCCUGGAUCGGUAAAGUAUUCAGUUACGCCUCGAACCCCGGACUGGUGCUGUCCUUUCUUCUGCUUCUGGUUCUUGCGAUUUAUUAUCUGCAGUCCACUUCUAAAACAUACAAAAGGGUCAACAUGGAGCUGAAAAAGAAACUUCAAACUCAAAAUGAGGAAAACAAGAAAAAGAACAAACUCGCAGCCUUAAAAGCAGCUAAUGAACUGGAGCAGGCGAAGAAAGCAGGAGAACAACGCAGAAACAGCGCUUCCGAUCUGGGAGUGAAUGAAGAAAGCAGCAGCAUAGAUGAAGCAGGGCAUCGCAGACAACCUGGACAGAACGGCCGCUUCAUUCACCCCUCACAGAGUCAUCAUACUCAAAACUCUGAACCUCCCGUCUCCUCGACCCACACAACCACCAGACCCCCUGCAUCCCGGGGCCACACAGCUUCUGGACAUCUUCCAGGUCACCCACAGAAAAACGCUCACUCAAACAGAAGAUAAACAGCACAGAUGUAAAUAGAUAAACAGAUGCAUCUGUAUGCUGCAUGCACAAUAUUUAGCACGUAUAUGACCAUCUUUAUUUCUUGUUGAUUCAGUAUAAAUCCUGUGCCCAGGCCUGCCGCACAUAUCAUGAAUGUGUCAGUGGAUCUCAAGGACUCGGUGGCUAUGUAACUCUAGAAUGAUAAGUCUUAUCUCUGUGAAAGAGAAAUGACUGCUCUUGUUACACGCAGGCCAAGCUAGGGUCAAACUAUUUUCUGCAUUUGUUGUUUUUUAUAUUUAUUUUUAGUUUUAGAAAUAUUUGCUGGAUUGCUGGUUUACUUACCAAUUGCAACUAAUUUAUUAAACUACAGCCGAAGUUCAGGGGCGUUUCUAACCUUUCAUCAGUACUGGGACACAGGCUUCCCUUUCAAAUAAGUGUGCUCAUAUUUUCAAAAUCACUUUUACCUGUACAGAGUUGUUCACACAAGCUGCACACGCAAUAAAGAGCUGCUUUGUCAUUAAACAAACUUUAGCUUUGUUUUCUAGGUAAUAUACACUAGUAUAGGGACCAAUUCUUACUAUUAACUGGUUGCUUAUUAGCAUGCCUAUUAGUAACAUAUUAGUUGUUUAUUAAUACUUAUAAAGCAUUCAUUCUGCAUGACCAUAUUCUACAUCCCAAAAUACUACCCAAUAACUAAACCAAACUCCUACCUUAUUAACUAUUAAUAAGCAGCAAAUUAGGAGUUUAUUAAGGCAAAAGUUGUAGUAAAUGGUUUUUGUCAAUAACGUGAAGUCUACCUUUCCUACAAUGGAAAGUGGGUAGAAAUCCAGUUCAUCCAGAGUUCUUUUUUUGUCUUAUAAAUUGUCUGGUUACUAUUGUGGUGUGAGAAAGUGGUGCAGACAAUUCAGUGAGUGACCAGUCUUAAUAAAUCAAACUAAAUCACAAACAGUUUAAGACCUUUUUGGAAACCUAGAUCAAAAGAGUGAUUCGUUCACAAAUCUGACAUCAUUAGUUCUGAUUCUAAAAAGCGAAUAGAAAAAAGCACAUAAAUAGAUUACUGAUAUAUCCAAAACAAUAUUCACCCUAAAAUGUGUUUGGACAUCUAAGCCCACAUAGAUAUGAAAACAAAAUCGUUUUUCAACACUUCAGAUUGACAGCUUGGCCCUGCCCACCAUUAUGCCUCUUCUCUCCAUGUCAUUGUUUCCCCACUCUCCAAUCCAUGCAGCUUUAUCUUGAUCAGCGUGUCUGCUGCCCCACAACAUUUCCAUGCCCCUUACUGUAUUCUCAAAUCUGCUCUCACCUCUAGGGGUGUCUGAUGUCUCGGAUUAUUUUCCUGCAGCCACAGAUUUGGCAGUGAAGAUGCAUGUGGCUCAUUUGUCAAGCCACGGCCCACACUGUUCUGUUUGGGGUUACACUGUGUACCAUUUAUGUGAGGGCAUUUGUUCCCAACCCACUACUAGAGGAUUGUAAAAGCAUUGAGAAUAUCAUUUGAGCACCUUCUUUGAAGCUAGAUUGAAAUGAUUUUACAAUCCCAAGAAAUUUAUCUCUGUAUCAAAUCUUGAAGAUUACUUAUUAGAGAAUUGGCACAUAAGUUUCAUUAACAUUGCAAAUGCUCAUCCGUAAUUCAUGAGUAGACUUCAUUAAGUAUUAACAGGAGUCAUUUGAGAUUUUGUUUAUUUGUUCAUUUAGGGAGCCAUUGUUCAUUUGAAGAUACAGCCCUUUUGGAAUUCAUUUCAUAUGGUCCGGAAAAUGCCAGGAAAUCGAUAUAAGUGAAAACUGAUAACCAAAUGACAACUUUUUGUAUUGUAUACCUUCUGGUGAACCUUGAUGAGGUCUUCACAAGCCACCACUGAGAGAAUUCUUUUAUAUGCGGGACAUCUGAUCUGUGUGAUUGUUGUUCUGUUACCGGACGUUAUAGUAGUAGACCUCUUGUGCAUAAUUAACUCAAAAACAAUUACUUGUAUUCGGCUGCUGUGUCUUGAGCAAGAAGGUUAGUUUCCUUAAAAGUGCCUGAAUUUCCUGUCGACAAGAUGCUUUAUUUACACAAAAUGGAAGAAUAAAGACACAAAUUUAACCAUAGCUAAACAUGGUAAAACCAUAGUUCAGUAUAUGAACUGAUAUAGAACCAAGCAAAAAGGGUGUUAAGAGAAUAUAAAAUUGAAAAACAGUUACCUGUUGUACUAAGAUCCAUAAGGAUUUUUUUUUUAAUAAAGAAGUAUGCAUUGUUCUAGAAGAGGCACAAUUU